Messenger RNA from Rhagoletis zephyria (snowberry fruit fly), 707 nucleotides. NCBI's taxonomy places the organism in Eukaryota, Metazoa, Arthropoda, Insecta, Diptera, Tephritidae. The record is from RefSeq and is a predicted model, not a curated record.
GUGAAUCAUUUGAAAACGGUGACGCUGCACUGUACGGCGCCGAAAAACUGCUCGAUUGGGACGUCGUUCUGGUCACCUUUAACUACCGAUUAGGUGUGCUCGGCUGGCUGAGCACCGGGGAUGAGGCCGCCCCGGGCAACUGGGGACUGUACGACCAGUUGGCUGUUCUUCGAUGGGUCAACUCGCACAUUGAGUCAUUCAGCGGCAAUCCAAACAGUGUCACUAUCUUUGGCCAGGGCGCAGGCGCAUCUUCAGCCUUUCUGCACCUCAUCUCGCCACUUAGCACUGGCCUCUUUCACCGAGUCAUCGCCCAGAGUGGCUCACCACUGUGCAGCUGGUCAAUGGAAGCUGAUCCAGAGACGGCCGCCCACGAGGUCGCCACGCGGACCGGCUGUCCGACGGCACUGGGCAACGCCGAGCUGGUGAGGUGUUUGCGGAAGGCGCCACUAGGGCGACUUCUGGCCACGCAGCAGCAGGGCAAGAUUUUUGGUGAAUUUCCGCAUCGAAUGGUGCCGGUAAUUGAGGUGGUGGGACCUGUGGCCGGUACUGCCGGCGUCGACCAGCGCCUAGUGCCCUCUGACCCGAAGGUGCUCAUCAGCCAGGGCGCCUACCGACGGGUGCCGCUGAUGAUGGGCUACAAUCGAGAUGAGGCGGCCUUUCUCUAUCCACGUGAGGAUCCACUUUCUUUUGCACUGACAGCUUUCUAA